GGAAGCAACACUUUUUGGGGAAGCAAACUAGCCUGAAGGCAGAGGCAGAGGCAGAGGCAGAGGCAGGCAGGCUGCAGUGCAGUGUCCCAGCUCGCGAUUGGGCACUCGCAAGACCUGCCAAGAAAAGCGUAGCCCAUGCGCCGCCGUGCGUAGGUUCCAGAGACAUCUCACGUCUGAGGCAGCGCGACGUCAGGCUUCUUUACCCGGCGCAGGCGAAACGCGCCUAUUUAACGGUGCGCGGUGCGCCCGCUUCAACCCCUGCCCCCUCUCCCUGGCUCCUGUGCUCCCCAUUUCCAGUUUUCCACCCGACGAGAGGCAAAAGCCUCGCGCCCCACGCCGGUCCGGCGGCGACCCCCGCCGUUUCCCGCAGCGACCAAGACGCGGGCUGUGGUCGCCUCCGCCCCGUGCCUACCCGGCCGCGGGCGUAGCAGCCUCCUGGACCGCAGCGCCCUCCCCCCUCCUUUCUCCCGAGCGACUUCUGAUCCAGCCGCGUCGCAACAACUGGUCGUUCGAGUCUGAUCUCCGCCACCGCGGCGGAACGAGGCGUCUCCGGUCCCCGAGGCGAUUCGGUGAAUUCGAAGCUCGUACGACGGGAUCCUGUUGAGUUUUGACAAUGCGGGGCUACGGGUACGAGACCAAUGGUAACCACCAGGAAGUGGAAGAUGAGUACGGAGAUGAGUACUAUGAUCAAGAUGAGUAUGAUGAGGAAGGUUCGGGUGCUGGGGAUGAGUAUUUUGAGGAGGAAGAGCCUACAGAGGGACAAAAGGAGAUCCUAGAAUUGAGAGAACGAUUAAAAGAGCAGAUUAGGCGAAAGGCAAAGGCUGCUGCUUCCUGCACAGCUGGCAGAUCGUCUUCUUUACAAAUACCUCAAGCCAGGGACAAAUUUGGCUCUUUCUUUGGGCCAUCCAAGCCGGUGAUUUCUCGUCGAGUGAUUGAAGAAAGAAAAUCAUUGAAAGAACUGCAUAGCACAGUUGCAAGGGAGCCAAGGCCUUCGGGAGUACAUAAGGACAUUCCGUCGUCCUCUAAAGUGCAAAGUAAAGUAAAUGGACAUCAGCAUAAACAGAAAAUUGUUAAUCAGGUAAAGAAGAAGGCCGAGGCACUUAAGGAUAACCGGGAUUAUUCAUUUCUACUCUCGGAUGAUGCUGACCUGUCAUCCUCUCCAAAGGAGAAGCCUGCUGCUAGAUCUUCCUUGACUCAAAGGGCUGAUCGUGAGGUGAUGCGAACAACAGUGAAGAGCAAGGCACCAACAAGUCAACCUGCACGGGUGUCAAAUGGAUAUGGAUCUAAGAACAAAAUGUCAACUCAAAGGCAUGCCGAAGGUAGGGUAGAUACCAUGAGAAAGGAGGCUUUCUUGAACAGAGAAAGGGUUGUCUCACGUGACAAUGAAAGGAUGCAUGAAAGGGUUGUUUCACGUGGCAAUGAGAGGAUGCAUGGUAGUGCAAUAAAUGGGUCCAACCAGGCAAGUACUAGCAAAACCACAAUCCAAAAGCUUACAAGCAGAGGUUCCAUUGCUAAUAAGCAAGCUUCCACGGAUCUGAAUGAUGCUGCUCUGAGGAAGAGCAGUGUAGCCCCAAAGCACCAUUUCUCAGAGGUUGACAGAUCAAAAUCCUUGCAAAGCCAGAAGAUGCAGUCAGCUGGUCAGAGACUGCAGCAUUCUUCCCAUGGUCAGAGGCCACAUCAAUCCAUGCAGCAUAGGCCGCAGCAGUCAUUGCAGAGUCGGAGGCCACAGCAAAUGACUCAGGAUCAGAAGCCACAACAGUCUUUGCAGAGUCAAAGGACUCAACAGUCCUUGCAGAAUAAAAGGCAACAGCAGUCCUCACAUAUUCAGAAAUUGCAGUCCUCACAUACUCAGAAAUCGCAGUCCUCACAAGCACACAGACCACAGUCGCUAAGUAACAGGUCCCAGGAGUUACGAGGACAAAGGCCUCUUUCUUCACAGGGACAAUACUUGGAGCAAAGAAGAGUACAGGCAAAUGAUAGAGUCAAACAAGCUGAAAGGCACAUUCGGCCUCCCUCGAAGUCCAUGCCAUCUCGACCAGUCUCCUCUAAUGGAAUUCGCGAUGAUCAUGCAAAGAGAAAGCAAGUGGUAAAAAGAAGAUUUGAUGACGACGACGAUGAGGACGACCCCUUGGCAAUGAUCAGAAAUAUGUUCGGGUAUGAUCCUAGUAGAUAUGCAGGGAGAGAUGAGGAUGUCAGUGACAUGGAAGCAGAUUUUGCUACUAUAGAAAUGGAAGAGAAAAGAAGUGCGAGGAUAGCUAGGCAGGAGGACGAAGAGCAACUUCGCUUGAUUGAGGAAGAAGAGAGACGCGAGCAGGAGAGGAAGAGGCGAAAGAUGGCACGAGGCCGAUAGUCCAACACGCGUCAUAUUUGGGUGUUAUAAUUGCACAGACCUGAUUGCCUGAAGACGAGGCCCAUGGUCGAUCAUACGGGCGCGUUGCAGACAACAGGAAAACUUGCCACGUGGAUUAUAUGGCGGCAAAUCAAGGAAAACGGCAGGUGGGCAACGCUGGGCACCUGUAACAAGCAGAAUGUUAGGCGCAGUGGUUUAGUUGACGAAGCUGACAUAGACCCAUAUAUAAGCUCUCAUCAGAUUGUUUGGAUCACACAAGGCUCCCAACGUUGCAGCGCUUCAUCAGAUUAUUCUAAAUUCUAGCCACAUGCUGAUUCUUUCUGUUAAGCCUAUAUAAGGAUGCCUAAUCCAAGUAGCUCCUUUGUUCAUUUUUGUUUGGGUGUAGUGUUGUACUCCCUCCAUUUUUUUUAUCUGACGGUUGUUAGUUUAAAUUUGAACUGUCCGGCGCCAAAUAAAAAAAUAGAGGUAGCAACAAACAAUGUGUUUGAUUUUUUUGGUACAAUUUUGACCUUCGUCAGACGAUCACUGCACAGCAGAUUUCGAGUUUCUAUGCCUGUGAUCACAUGAAGUCUAUUCCGCUCGCAA
This is a messenger RNA of Zea mays, 2935 nucleotides long. Its product is annotated as trichohyalin. Lineage: Eukaryota; Viridiplantae; Streptophyta; Magnoliopsida; Poales; Poaceae. Gene Ontology annotation, cellular component: nucleolus. Gene Ontology annotation, biological process: transcription by RNA polymerase I; nucleosome assembly. The transcript has 10 exons. The coding region runs from base 614 to 2350 and encodes 578 amino acids. Gene Ontology annotation, molecular function: DNA binding; histone binding. The record is from RefSeq and is a predicted model, not a curated record.